This is a messenger RNA of Anopheles nili, 978 nucleotides long. RefSeq names its product cytosolic Fe-S cluster assembly factor NUBP1 homolog (gene Nubp1). The transcript has a single exon. NCBI's taxonomy places the organism in Eukaryota, Metazoa, Arthropoda, Insecta, Diptera, Culicidae. The record is from RefSeq and is a predicted model, not a curated record. The coding region runs from base 1 to 978 and encodes 325 amino acids. Gene Ontology annotation, biological process: iron-sulfur cluster assembly. Gene Ontology annotation, molecular function: ATP-dependent FeS chaperone activity; 4 iron, 4 sulfur cluster binding; ATP binding. Gene Ontology annotation, cellular component: cytosol.
AUGAGCACCGUCGAAACAUCAGGCAACGUCCCUAGCGAUGCACCAGCACACUGCCCAGGCACGCAAAGCGAGGAUGCUGGAAAGGCUUCGGCAUGCGCUGGUUGUCCGAAUCAGCAGCUGUGUGCUACCGGACCGAAAGGUCCCGACCCGGCGAUUGCACUGGUGAAAGAGAAGCUUUCCGACGUACGUAACAAACUACUGGUGCUAUCAGGCAAGGGUGGCGUUGGUAAGAGCACCGUCACUGCAUUGCUUUCUCGCGCCAUGGCUCAUCGAAACCCGGACCAGAAUUUCGGUGUGCUCGACAUCGACAUCUGUGGGCCGUCUCAGCCCCGUGUUCUCGGAGUGAUUGGCGAGCAAGUGCAUCAGUCCGGUUCAGGCUGGUCGCCGGUUUACAUCGAAGACAACCUGAGCCUAAUGUCGAUUGGUUUCCUGCUUGGCAGCCCGGAUGAUGCCAUCAUCUGGCGUGGGCCGAAAAAGAACGGCAUGAUUCGGCAGUUUUUGACCGAGGUUGAUUGGGGACAGCUGGAUUUUCUUCUGCUGGAUACACCACCCGGCACGUCCGAUGAGCAUCUGUCAGCCACGACGUUCCUCAAGGGAACAGACGGAUCCUGGGGAGCGAUUCUUGUGACCACCCCGCAAGAGGUGGCACUGCUGGAUGUUCGAAAGGAGAUUUCGUUCUGCAAAAAACUCGCCAUUCCUGUGGUUGGCGUUAUCGAGAAUAUGACUGGGUUCGUGUGCCCAAAGUGCACCACGGAGACGAGAAUUUUUCCCGCUCGAACCGGUGGCGCCGAACAGAUGUGCACGGAAAUGGAGGUUCCCUAUCUUGGACAGCUUCCCCUCGAUCCACGUCUGACAAAAUGUUGUGACGAAGGAAAGGACUUUAUUACCGAAUUUUCCACCAGCCCUGCAGUCAAAGCCCUGGAUGAAAUUGUUACAAAAGUACGACGGUUUUUCGGAGAGGAACAAAGCGAACAAUAA